AUGUCCCAGUCCAAGGAGAGAAUUUCUCCGAUCAAGAAGGUCAAGGCAGCGCUCGUCCGAUCCCCCAAAUCGCCCUCGCCCAUGUCUGGCAGGAUCGACCUCGGGGACAGCAAAGGCGCCAGUGCCACCGCCGGCGAGCUCGAUUCCCGGAUCGAAGACAUCUACUUUGACGACCCAAAGUCGCGAGAGAGCCUGAGCACCAACCCGGGAGACACGGCGAAGCACUUGGCCGAGCGGAAAAGGUGCACCACGGAUAACUGGAAGGCCGAGAUUGAGCGGCGGAUCAUCGCCGACUGCAAAAUGGUCGACCACGCCUACAGCGACAAAAACCCGUUUCGGAACCAGGCUUACGGGCACGGCGACGGUCAGAAAUGA
This is a messenger RNA of Fonsecaea nubica, 375 nucleotides long. RefSeq lists its product as hypothetical. The transcript has a single exon. Lineage: Eukaryota; Fungi; Ascomycota; Eurotiomycetes; Chaetothyriales; Herpotrichiellaceae. The record is from RefSeq and is a predicted model, not a curated record. The coding region runs from base 1 to 375 and encodes 124 amino acids.